Aquila chrysaetos chrysaetos is the source of this 3008-nucleotide messenger RNA. Its product is annotated as lysosomal acid lipase/cholesteryl ester hydrolase-like. The transcript has 11 exons. Gene Ontology annotation, biological process: lipid metabolic process. The record is from RefSeq and is a predicted model, not a curated record. Lineage: Eukaryota; Metazoa; Chordata; Aves; Accipitriformes; Accipitridae. Bases 98 to 1306 code for a protein of 402 amino acids. Gene Ontology annotation, molecular function: hydrolase activity, acting on ester bonds.
CUUUCUCUGGAUACGGUUUCUGCCAGUGAAUCAGUCUGCUAGUGGAGACAGACUGCGGCAGAAGACACAAGCAGGGCAGUCAAAGCAGAGCCCCAAGAUGUGGUGCCUCCUCGUGCUGCUCUGCUCCCAAGGAAUUGCCUUUUCAGCAGGAUUCACAACACCCUCCACUCUGAAUUCAGACACAAGCCAGUACAGGAAACCUCGCAACCCUGAAUGCUUUAUGAAUGUUAGUGAAAUUAUCAGAUAUCAUGGAUACCCCAGCGAGGAAUAUCAAGUUACCACAGAGGAUGGAUACAUUCUUGGUCUUUUCAGAAUUCCUGCUGGGAGGAACAGCCAAAAUACAGGGCAAAAGCCUGUAGUCUUCCUACAGCAUGCUUUUCUAGGAGAUGCUACCCACUGGAUUUCUAACCUGCCCAACAACAGCUUGGGCUUCCUGCUCGCAGAUGCUGGCUAUGAUGUCUGGAUGGGAAACAGCCGAGGGAACACUUGGUCUUUAAAACACAAGAUCCUUAAUCCCAGCCAGAAAGCGUUCUGGCAGUUCAGCUUUGAUGAAAUGGGUAAAUACGAUAUUCCAGCAGAGCUGUACUUCAUCAUGAAUAAAACUGGACAGAAGGAUGUAUACUAUGUUGGUCACUCUGAAGGCACAACAGCAGGCUUCAUAGCAUUUUCUACAUACCCUGAGCUGGCUAAACGGGUGAAAAUGUUCUGCGCUCUGAGCCCAGUAACCACAGGGUCACAUGCUACAAGCCCUCUGAUUAAGAUAACAAGUGUUCCUGAACCACUGCUCAGGUUAGCGUUUGGCUGCAAAGGAACCAUGCACCAGAUUGGAUUUCUGAAAGGACCUGUGACGCAGUUAUGUACAAGCCUGGAUAAGUUCUGUGGCCAUAUACUCUGUUACAUAGCUGGAGGCAACAUAAAAAAUCUGAACACGAGUCGGAUAGAUACCUACGUAGCACAUUCCCCUGCUGGAACAUCCGUACAGAACAUUAUUCAUUGGCAUCAGGUAAUACAUGCAGACCAAUUUCAAGCUUAUGACUACGGCUCUAAGGAAAACAUGAAGAAAUACAACCAGUCUACUCCUCCUGCAUACCCAAUAGAGAAGAUAAGCACACCAAUUGCUGUUUGGAGCGGUGGAUGUGACAAAUUUGCAGAUCCCAAGGACAUGGCAAAGCUACUUCCUCGGAUUACUAAUCUCAUUUACCACGAGCAUUUCCCUGCUUGGGGACAUCUUGAUUUCAUCUGGGGCCUUGAUGCAACUGAGAAAAUGUAUCGGAAAAUCAUUGAACUAAUAACAAAAUACUUUUGAAAGCACAUGCCAAGUGUUGAUUCAUUCAUUAAAACUCUCCAAAAUUUCUAUUUGUCAAUAAGGAGGAAGAGGUAAACACACAGACACACAUGAUAGUAUAGGUAGUAUACCAGUAGAGGUAUUUAUCCGCAUUUGUUUGUUUCUUGCUUUCCUCAUAGUUUGAGGUUUUCCAUGGUGUUACUGUGACUGCUGCCUUCCUGAGAAUUUUUAAGUGUAUAGGAAUAAAAGCUGAAAACAUGAGUAUAUUUGAGCAAACAGUGCAGGGAUCACUUAAUUUGGACAGCUUUUAUUUCUACAAGACUGAUUUUUCAAGCCUAGACUCUAUUGUUCUCAUGUAUAUCUUACAUACCCCACAGAAGCAUUCCUGUGCCCAAUCUGUGUCUUCCCAUGAAAACCCGAAAGUGGGAUUUGCUCAUUUCUCUGUUGAAGUACAACGGACCUUAGUUUAAAUUAAAUCAUUUAUCCACUUGACAGACAACUUGGCUUUUUUUUCUUUUUUCCUCCUCACAUUUACCUACAAUGUCAACACAACCAAGAAAUCUUCAGACACAAGAAACUGAGCAGGCAAUAGAUGACUUCCAAACAUGAAGGAAUCCAACUUCAGAAAAACUCAUACAAGUAUUCUCCUGUCCUCCCUGCCUACACACCACCCAAAGGUUUGUCCAUGCACUCUAAACCCCCCAACUUCAAAGACGAUAGAUGGCAGCUGAGGAAUGAGUAGAUGUAGACCCGUCAGGCAAGCUGCACUCCAAGCAAUACAGCUUCCACCCCAUGAAUUAUUCUUGACACUGGCAAUGAAGUCGUUGCAAGCAUUCUGAGCUGUCAGCUUUGAUUUUUACAUAACUCUGUGUCUUGACCAUUCUUUGUUCAAGCAAUUUCUACAGCAUGGGAAAGCAGUCAGCUCUUUUCCCUUUCCGGUCAUUAGCCCAAAGAGAUAGCAUCUUCAUUAUCCAUGCAAGUGCCUCACCUCUACUCACCUACAAGCUGAUCUGGUAGGUAACAGUGUGUGUCGCUAGGUUACACCAGAAGUGUUCAUUAUUACAGGCUCAGACAGGGUAGCUUUUUUUCCCGGGGUGUUUCUGGGUGGGGCCUCAAGCUUAUAUUGCCCAGCCAAACCCUUUGGAGUUGGAGUCAGCGUCCAAUAGAAUAGUUACACUGAAAAAUGUAUCUGUGUUCUGCAACACAGGAAAAAUACAGCUGUCCAUGCACCUAGUCUAGCAGCCGUUAGCAGUGCUGAUCAUGACAUCUAUCUUCUGAACUUAUGACAGCUUACAGCAAAUGGCCAAAACUGUCAAGAAAAAUAAAGAUCCGUUAGACCAAGAAAGCAAGAUACAGCAGCAUUUGAAAGGAGAUUACCCUUUAUUGCUGCAUUAUUAAAUCACAAAGCGCCAGGCCACAUUAAUACAUUGCUUACCACUGCAGGUUUUCUUCUACCUUCACCUAUACAAGAGAAGACUCAUGAAUUUAUUAUUAUUUUGGUAUAUGCAUCCCCUGCUGCAUGCACCACUCUGAAAACCAUGGUAACCUGUCCAGUCCCAUGGGAAGGAUACAUCUGGUUCCCAUCAACAGCAUUUCAUUUAUUGAUUUUUUUUUUCUUUAGCACACUGCUAUAUUGGAAAUGUAGUCAAGGGACUUGUUUCUCUACCGUGCCAAACAUAUUUUCAUUACUAUUUCUUAAUGCAAUAAAGCAACCCAGGAAUUG